Messenger RNA from Colletotrichum siamense, 1509 nucleotides. It is a transcript of the gene RGT2, whose product is annotated as High-affinity glucose transporter RGT2. Gene Ontology annotation, molecular function: carbohydrate:proton symporter activity. Gene Ontology annotation, biological process: carbohydrate transport; transmembrane transport. Bases 1 to 1509 code for a protein of 502 amino acids. The record is from RefSeq and is a predicted model, not a curated record. Gene Ontology annotation, cellular component: membrane. The transcript is spliced from 7 exons. Lineage: Eukaryota; Fungi; Ascomycota; Sordariomycetes; Glomerellales; Glomerellaceae.
AUGUUUCCCCUUAUUGACAUCAACAUUUCUGAGCUCAACGUGUCAGCAACCAUCAUCGGCUAUGAUUCCGGAUACCUCAAUGGCGUGCUCGGCUCCCAAGACUCCACCAAAAUCUACGGCAUCAGAGACGGCAAUACAGGAGCCAUGUACUUGACGCCUUACACCCGCAGCACUUUCUCUACGUUGUUUGUCGUCGGAGCUCUUGUGGGCUGUCAACUUGUUCCGCUGCUCACAAGUAGGAUCGGUCGUAGAGGCAACUUGUACGCGGCAUCUUGCACUUACGCCGUUGGCGUGGCUCUUCAGACUGCAGGGCUUGCUCCGGCGGUAUUCAUCGUGGGCCGCGUAUUGCUUGGUGUCGCCCUCGGUCUCAUCUCCGUUACGGUCCCGGCCUACCUUAUGGAAUGCUCGACUCCGAUAAAUAGAGGCCAGCUGAUGGCGCGCUACUCGCAGUUCCUCACCACAGGAAACGUCCUGGCCUGCGCGAUCAGCCUUGGUACCUCAAAGUAUGCCGACUCUCGAAGCUGGCGCAUCACGAUCGCGUUCCAGCUGGUCUUGGCGUUGACCGUGUUCGUCGGCGUGAUGUUUUGUCCCGAGUCACCGCUACUCCUAGCCAGGAAGAACAAGAUCGCCGAAGCGCGGCGCGCCCUCGCCAUCCUUCGCAACGCAGACACGAACUCACCGGAAGUCGACGAGGCUAUACUUGAUAUUGAAACUCACGUCGCAGAUCAGCACGUCAACGGAAGCGCGCGAUUUGCUGAGUGCUUCCAAGAUACGGACCUGAGACGCACCCUCAUCGGCGUGGCCAUGUCUUUCUUCACGAUAUCGACCGGCAUCACCUUCUGGUUUGGCUACGGAACGACCUUCUUUGCGGCCGCAGGCGUUGAUAAUUCGUAUUUGAUAUCACUCAUUCUCGCCAUUACCAACUGCGUUUUCACGGCGCCGUCCAUGUAUCUCAUCGAGCGUCUGGGAAGACGAAGAUCCCUGAUCGGGGGCGGUAUUCUCAUGGGUCUCGCCCAACUACUGACCGCCAUCAUUCACAGCGCUGCCCCGGACAGCAAGGCGGAUAAGACGAUGCUGGCUGUUGGCGCGGUGUUCUUCAUCGCAUCUUAUGCGCCGACUUGGGGGAUCGGGGGUUGGCUACUAAUGGCAGAGCCAUUUUCAGACCGCGCGAGAAACUACCAAUCGUCCAUCGUUCUGACGGCAUACUGGAUCAUCACAUGGCUCGUUGGCUUCGUCACGCCGUACAUGGUUGACGAGACUGCUGGAAACCUGGGGGUCAAGGUCUCCUACAUCUGGUUCGGUAUGACCGUGCUGUCCCUUGUGUGGGCCUACACCUGCGUUCCGGAGCUUGCGGGGCUUUCAAGGUCGGAGAUUGAUAAGCUGUUUGAGGAGAGAGUCCCUGCGUGGCGGUCAAGAGAGUGGCAGAGACAGCUUCGAACUAUUCAAGCUGUUGAGGCAGAGUCGGACAAGGUUCCUACCGUCGAGGAAAAGAUGCCAUGCAAAGAGUAA